Messenger RNA from Phragmites australis (common reed), 1278 nucleotides. RefSeq lists its product as uncharacterized. The transcript is spliced from 2 exons. NCBI's taxonomy places the organism in Eukaryota, Viridiplantae, Streptophyta, Magnoliopsida, Poales, Poaceae. Gene Ontology annotation, biological process: regulation of defense response to fungus. The record is from RefSeq and is a predicted model, not a curated record. The coding region runs from base 1 to 1278 and encodes 425 amino acids.
AUGGAGUCGGGAGAGAUCAGAAUGCGGUUCGGCCGGUGCCCAUACUGCCGCGCCAUGUUCUACCGGAACCCCAAUGAAGUCAUCUACUACUGCAGCAAAUGCCGCACUCCGAUCAGAGGCAAGAACCCUGAGCCGAGGAACGAAACCGACCAUGCGCUGAACAGGCUGGAGAUCCUCUCGGCUGACACCGUGUCGGUGUUCUCCGACGUGCUCAACGCUUGUCACAAGCAGGCUUCGGUUCUCGAUGGCGACGGCGACCAGCCUCUGUUGUUCAGCAGCUCCACUUCUUGUUCCGACUUCAACGCGCACAGCCAGGACGUUGCACCUGCAUCUUCCUCCUCGUCGUCACCGUGCCCAAACGGAGGAUUCAGUCCAGCUCGGGUCGGCCAUCCUCUGAACAAUGGCGUCCCUCUUAGUGCUCGAUGCGACGAUCACCGCAUUGGCUCAAAUGAGCAAGAUGAGCUCCGGCUGUUGUCUCGACGGACGAGGCGCCCGUCCAGCUCUGACUCGAGUGUUCUGCGUUACGGCGUGUUCAUGUCAACGGAUUCGGAAACGGGGGAGGAAUCCUCCACGACAACAAACGCGUGCGAGCGGUGGGGGCAGCAGCGCCGGCGAUCAUUCCUGAGAUUACAAGAGCUCCACAUGUCGAUUGGCUUGUCCUGGCCGGAGCAGUCCGGCGUUUCGGCGUCGCCGCUGACGGACCCGGAGUUCCACAGGGAACUGCUCCUCGCGCUGGACAAACUCCGCGGCUUGAUCGCCGCCGUCGUACCGGCAUCGAGCAGUGGGAGAGCGGAGGCGCGGCGCAACGCCCGCCUCUUCCAUCGGCUGGAGUCGCAUCUCCCGCGGGCGCUGCCGCCCGUGGAACAAGGCCUGCACCGUAAGGCGAGCAGCACCGGAUUCUCGUGGUCAUCCAGCGGUGGCCACAGCGAACGGCAGAAGCACCACUGCCGCCCGGUCCUGGGCGGCGCGCCGUUCGCAGUCUGCCUAGGCUGCUCCGAGCUGCUGCAGACGCCGACGAUUGUGCUGCCGUCACGGAGGAAGGUCGCCAGGCUGAGGUGCGGCGGCUGCGAGGCAGUGCUGGAGGUGAGGGUGGCAGCGGGCUUUGCUGCCUUGGCUCACCAGACGACUCGGACGUCGUCCGCGCCGCGGGCGUCCGACUCUGGCAGCUGCAACAGUGGCCUGAGUGGCGCCGGUGCGCAGGAGCUGCCGCCGCAGCCGCUGCACGUCGCGUUGGGAUACAGUUCUCCGAGCCUGCUGCUGCAGAGCCGACGCUACUGA